CGGAAAUCAACUGCAAGCGGUGCGCCGGUCCUCUUCCUGACUGAGAGGGGUAUCGCAAGGAUAAACGACCAAGAUCAACAUGUUCGCCGGACUAUUGGAUGCCGCACGGAAUUCACCGUUCCGCACACCCUUCACCCGGGUGCAGUGCGAUGAUGGAAGUAGCGCCACCGAAAAGGCCGUAGUGCCAGGACGUACCAUUCAGGCUGCGGCAAGUCGCGAGGUGGAAUUCGGCUCUAAUGAAUUCUUCGGUCUGUGUGCGGUCGGUGGUAUCCUGUCGUGCGGCAUCACCCAUACUGCCGUCGUGCCACUCGAUCUGGUCAAAUGCCGUCUGCAGGUGGACCCGGCAAAGUACAAAAAUCUGUUCCACGGAUUCAAGGUGACCAUCGCAGAGGAGGGCGCUCGUGGUUUGGCUAAAGGAUGGGCUCCAACUUUCUUCGGAUACUCGGCGCAGGGAGCCUUCAAGUUCGGCCUGUACGAGGUGUUUAAAAUUCAGUACGCCAAUAUGAUCGGCGAAGAAAAUGCUUAUCUGUAUCGUACCUGGUUGUAUCUGGGCGCUUCAGCUUCAGCUGAGUUCUUUGCCGAUAUCGCACUGGCCCCGCUGGAGGCGGCCAAGGUGAAGAUCCAGACCAUGCCGGGCUUUGCCAACACGAUGCGUCAAGCCAUGCCGAAGAUGAUGGGCGAAGAAGGCGUGAUGGCUUUCUACAAGGGCUUGGUUCCGUUGUGGUGCCGUCAGAUUCCGUACACGAUGAUGAAGUUCGCCUGCUUCGAAAAGACCGUCGAACUGCUGUACAAGCACGUUGUACCGAAGCCACGUGACCAGUGCUCGAAGGGUGAACAGCUGGUGGUGACGUUCGCCGCCGGUUACAUUGCCGGUGUGUUCUGCGCCGUGGUGUCCCAUCCGGCCGAUGUGGUCGUGUCCAAGCUGAACCAGGCCAAGGGAUCGUCCGCCUUCGAUGUCGCGAAGCAGCUCGGCUUCAUGGGCAUGUGGAAUGGACUAACGCCGCGUAUCAUCAUGAUUGGUACCCUGACCGCCCUGCAGUGGUUCAUCUAUGACGGUGUGAAGGUCGCUCUGUCCAUCCCCCGCCCACCUCCGCCAGAGAUGCCGGAGUCGCUGAAGAAGAAGUUGAACGUCGAAUAAUUCUAACGGAUCCGGAGACAACCGUUCUGUGAUGGUGCAUAUAGUUGGUGUUCGCGCUCGUUGGAAUAGAGAAAGAAGGAGGCAGUCGAUCGUGCCUAGCGAAGAUGUGCGCGGAGUGUGUAAAUGGUUGACAAAAAGAAGUGCCAGAGGUGCGUUUAAAAACUUGGGGGCUCCCAACCUUCGCCGAGCUUGCUAUACGGCCGUUUUGAUAUUUUGCAGUAACACAAGGUAGCAGUUAUUGAAACGUGUAGACAAGCAAUGUGGUUAAUGCAAUCGAGCAAGUUUUAAAGUCACGAGAUCGAAGGAGCAUGUGUAACCGUGAAUUUAAAUGUCAACAGUCAGGCUUGUUGGUGACCCUGUAGGACGCGUGCGUGUGUUUAGUUUUCCACCAUGUAAUUGAGCGUUUUCAUCCUGUGCGAAAGCAUCAUCGUGAAUAAAUCCCUGAACCGUA
Molecule: messenger RNA, 1589 nt
Organism: Anopheles nili
Lineage: Eukaryota; Metazoa; Arthropoda; Insecta; Diptera; Culicidae
Product: phosphate carrier protein, mitochondrial-like
Exons: 4
Coding region: 80-1138 (352 amino acids)
Biological process (GO): mitochondrial phosphate ion transmembrane transport
Cellular component (GO): mitochondrial inner membrane
Molecular function (GO): phosphate transmembrane transporter activity
Source: RefSeq, a predicted model, not a curated record